Molecule: messenger RNA, 855 nt
Organism: Molossus molossus (Pallas's mastiff bat)
Lineage: Eukaryota; Metazoa; Chordata; Mammalia; Chiroptera; Molossidae
Product: 60S ribosomal protein L7-like
Exons: 1
Coding region: 1-855 (284 amino acids)
Biological process (GO): maturation of LSU-rRNA from tricistronic rRNA transcript (SSU-rRNA, 5.8S rRNA, LSU-rRNA)
Cellular component (GO): cytosolic large ribosomal subunit
Molecular function (GO): RNA binding; structural constituent of ribosome
Source: RefSeq, a predicted model, not a curated record
AUGGAGUCUACACUCUUUUAUCCUCACAGGGACAUCACUGAAAACAUUUGCGGAGACUUGUAUAAGGUUUAUCUUAGGAAUUCCAUUAGACUAGUAAAUAAAUUAACCUCAAAAAUAAUAAAAGCUUGCUCUUUUCCAGCUGGAACCCUGGAGGGUGCAGAAGAGAAGAAGAAGGUCCCUGCUAUGCCAGAAACUCUGAAUAAAAAGCGAAGGAAUUUCGCGGAGCUGAAGAUCAAGCACCUGAGAAAGAAGCUCAUCUUUGAAAAAGCUAAGCACUAUCACAAGGAAUACAGGCAGAUGUACGGAACUGAGAUUCGAAUGGCUCAGAUGGCAAGAACAGCUGGCAACUUCAAUGUACCUGCAGAACCCAAAUUGGCAUUUGUCAUCAAGAUCAGAGGUAUCAAUGGUGUGAGCCCAAAGGUCCGAAAGGGGCUGCAGCUUCUUCGCCUUCACCAGACCUUCAACGGCACCUUUGUUAAGCUCAACAAGGCUUCGAUCAACAUGCUGAGGAUUGUGGAACCAUAUAUUGCAUGGGGGUACCCAAAUCUGAAGUCAGUAAAUGAACUGAUCUACAAGCAUGGUUAUGGCAAAAUCAACAAAAAACGAACUGCCCUGACAGAUAACACAUUGAUUGCUCGAUCUCUUGGUAAAUAUGGCAUCAUCUGCAUGGAGGAUCUGAUUCAUGAGAUUUAUACUGUUGGAAAACGCUUCAAAGAAGGUAACAACUUCCUGUGGCCCUUCAAAUUAUCUUCUCCAGGAGGUGGAAUGAAGAAAAAGACCACCCAUGUUGUAGAAGGUGGAGAUGCUGGUAACAGGGAAGACCAGAUCAACAGGCUUAUUAGGAAAAUGAAUUAA